This is a messenger RNA of Aphanomyces invadans, 309 nucleotides long. RefSeq lists its product as hypothetical. The coding region runs from base 1 to 309 and encodes 102 amino acids. The record is from RefSeq and is a predicted model, not a curated record. The transcript has a single exon. Lineage: Eukaryota; Oomycota; Saprolegniomycetes; Saprolegniales; Verrucalvaceae.
AUGGUGUCAGCAUGUCGUACUGUGCACCGAUUUUUGGUUCGUGUCAGUUUCGAACGGGGCAAAGUAAAAGGUCAACUGACGUUUGCGUUGGAGAAACAAAAUGCAAUGGUCCGUGACAAACACAUUGCGAAUAUGGUGUCAACCAUUUUUGCGAAAAUCCACCGCCGGUUGUGUAUCUGGACGAGUCUUAUGUACAUCACCACUACGCUCGUCAUCAAGAUAGUUCAUACGAUCCAAAUGACGAACAAGACCUGCAAGAAAAAGCAAAACACAAGGGACAACGAUAUUGCUUUAUUGGAGCGAUACUAG